This is a messenger RNA of Colletotrichum truncatum, 1158 nucleotides long. RefSeq lists its product as uncharacterized. Gene Ontology annotation, molecular function: aspartic-type endopeptidase activity. Gene Ontology annotation, cellular component: fungal-type vacuole. The record is from RefSeq and is a predicted model, not a curated record. NCBI's taxonomy places the organism in Eukaryota, Fungi, Ascomycota, Sordariomycetes, Glomerellales, Glomerellaceae. Gene Ontology annotation, biological process: proteolysis.
AUGUCGCUCAUCACCCGUUUCAUUUCAGCGGCAGCGGCCGCGUCGGCUGCGACGGCGGCUGUGCUUGAUCUGCCCAUCAUUGUGGACAACGGCUAUAAAUCGGUCGAGUUCAACAUUGGUACUCCCGCCAAGACCUACCGUCUUCUCUUUGACACGGGCAGCGCGUCGUCAUGGGCCGUAGACAGUACUUGCAAGAAGGAUUGCGCCAACGUGAGCGGAUAUGACCGCGUUGGUUAUGAUAUUAACAACUCCUCCACCGGCCGUCUGACCGGAAACUACGCCGACAUUCCUUACCUCGGAGGCCGCACCGCCGGCCCCGCGGUGGAUGAGGUGUGGUCUGCUGCCGGAUUGACCUGGAACCAGACAUUUAUCGCCGCCAACGAAUCGAACUGGGCUGGAUUGGCUGCGGAUGGCUUCAUGGGGCUUGCUUUCAGCAGCAUCAUCGACGGCGGUGCAAACACGGUCAUGGAGACGCUGAUGGCCGAGAACAAGGUCGAUGCCGCCAAGUUCGGAAUCUACUAUGGCACCGAACACAACAACACGGGGGACAAGCCGGGCGACGGAGUGCUCACGCUUGGCGGUUCCAGGGAGGCAGACUUUGUCGACGGUGACCUGGCCACGAUCCCCAUUACUCGAGUCAACGGCGGCUACGACGUAUGGCGGUCGACUAUGCUUGGAAUCAACGGUACCCGCACCGUUGCCGAUGGCAGCGUCGUCGAGUCGGAGACGGACUUUGAAUUUGGUAACGUCGUCUUCGACACGGGUGCUGGUAGCAACACCUUGCCCGCCGAGCUGAACCUGAAGGUGUACGAGUCGAUCGGGAUGAACUACACGGCCAUCCUGGAGGGCGACCACAUCCCGCUCUGCAGCGAGUUCAACUCGACGUGGUCUAUCAAGUUCAGCUUUGGCGACUACCGCAACCCGACGGUUGUAGAGAUGACUGGCGACCAGCUGCGGAGGCCUGGCUUUGCCUACAGAGAGGACGCUUGCUGGCCGCCUUUCCAAGAUGGUGAGGGACCUUCCUUCUCCUUGAUCGGCACGCCUAUCCUUCGCAACUUCUACUCGGUAUGGGACUACGGAUCGGCUGCGAAUGAAACGGACAUUCAACGUUUUGAUCCCAAGUUGUCGCUUGGUAAGCUCAAGACCAAGACCAACUAG